GUGACUUCCCGUUUCCGUUUGUCGCCGCCUAACAAUGGUGGUGGCGGUGUGAACGGCGCGGCCUCGAUUCAACGCGACGCCUUUGCCGGGAGUGGAGCUGGUAAAAUCUGUUUAAUCUCAGUAUGGAAAAUGCUGCUAAUGAAGAUGGUGGAGGAAAUGAGCAGGCUGACACUCAUUCUACUAAUGAAGAUCAGCGCAGGCAUCAGUUGGACCGCCUCGAUCGCGAGGAAGCCUUCUAUCAUUUUGUCAAUAACUUGAGUGAAGAGGAAUACAGGCUGAUGAGGGAUAAUAACCUGUUUGGUACACCAGGGGAAAUUACAGAAGAAGAACUGACUAGGCGUCUGCAGCAAGUAAAAAACGGCACAAUUCAGAACAACCCUGAUGCUCGAAGAAGUGAAGGUUCUGGUGAUAACCGAGGUGCUGAAGGUUUGGACGAAGGCUCAAGUGGAGAUUCACUUCUGGAGUGGUUGAAUGCUUUUAGGCAGACUGGUAACACAACGAGAAGUGGGCAAAGUGGGAAUCGCUCGUGGAGAGCAGUCAGUCGUACAAACCCAACAAGUGGUGAUUUUAGAUUCAGCUUGGAAAUUAACGUCAGUCGAGGUAGAAUUGAUCAAAGUGCCGAGAUGGAAAGUGAGCAACUCAUGGACACUUCGAAUGCAGCAACGACAUUGCCACCAACAGAAGAAGCUGUGACGCCUGUACCAUCUAGAAACAUAAACCCAUCGCCACCAACAACCGCACAACCUGCACAAGCAGUGACAGCUCCACCAAUAACCAUAACGGAAGAAAGUGUCCAAAGUGAACCAGAAAGGUCUGAGCCUGGUAUUACUAGACAGAGUAGAAGACCAAAUGGGGAAUUGUCUUAUGAAAAUAGAUAUGAACUUUUCAGACAGGACCUUGAAACCCAGCCACCUCAAGGUCGUGCACGAAGUGGUAGAAGCAGAAGCCCAGAACGACGAAGGUCAUCUAGAACAAGAAGCAAUCGAAGUCGGUCACCCUUGCAUCCAGUUGAAGGAACGAGUAGAUCACGGCGCCAGACUUCUCUCAGGUCUGAGAGAUCCAGUUCAGAGAGUGGGACAGAAGGAAGUUCCAGAACUAGACAGCACAUAGUGUCCAGGCAGAAUCGGGUUGGAGAUGACGUGCGGGCAGAAGUAACUAAUCCUUUCUCUGCGUCUGAGUCAAGUGAGCCUAGAGAGCCUUCCCAAGAAGCUGUUGAUCCUGCAGAAGCUACCGCCAAUGAUUCCUCUGCAGCUGGGCGGCGACCACCUACCAUUAUGUUAGAUCUGCAGGUGAGAAGGGUAAGACCUGGUGAAAAUACAGAUAGAGAUAGUAUAGCCAACAGGACCCGCUCGAGAUCCCAAACAACAGACAACACAGUUGUGUAUGAAAGUGAGCGUGGUGGGCUCAGGCGCACGUUCUCCCGCUCUGAGCGAGCAGGGGUGCGAACUUACGUCAGCACCAUUCGGAUUCCUUUUCGCAGGAUUUCUGAUUCUGGUCUUGGGGAGGCUGCCUCGGUUGCUCUCCAAACCAUACUACGCCGAAUAAUGAUGGGUGGGGAAUUGAGUUCCUUUGUGGACAGUGACAGUGAUUCUGAAACGAGCAACAGGGGCCAAAAUCCAGUGCAGGACGUCUCUGAGUCACAGAACAGCACAAGUGAAUCCCCAAAUGUGGCUUCAAUAGGUAGAACAGGAGAGCAGCGGGCAGGGGUGCAACGGAAUGGCAGUGAAACAGAUAGUACAACUGGUGCAAGGAGAAGAGAAGGUCAGCAGACUCGAGGUUUGUUUGGACUUGAAGAAAGUGGUACUUUGCCUAUACUUAGGCUUGCCCAUUUCUUCUUGCUAAAUGAUGAAGAUGAGGAUGAUCAGCCGAGAGGACUGACUAAAGAGCAAAUUGACAACCUGUCCACAAGAAAUUUUGGGGAGAGUGACGCAAUUAAAACCUGUAGCGUAUGCAUUAGUGAGUACACUGCUGGAAACAAGCUUCGCAAGCUUCCCUGCUCACACGAAUAUCAUGUUCACUGUAUCGAUCGCUGGCUGUCUGAAAACUCCACGUGUCCCAUAUGUCGUCAGGCCGUUUUAGGUCGCACUGCUGGUGAUAAUAUUGGCUAGUGUAUGGCCUCCAUCAGUUUGUGCUCCCAGUAUUGAUGUAAAGUAGAAUUAGCUAGCUGUACUAAACAGUGAACCAUAUAAAAUUAUACUUCAGAAUGCAGAGGAAAUUUCACAAUAGCCAUACCUAAUGUUUCUGUGUGACUGCUUCCUGACAUAUGUUCCAAAAAAAAAAUUUUUUUGCGAAUCUUUAAUAUGGGUUUGGACAUAUUGAUUCUAUUGCAAGUGUGCACUGUUGCAUUGUUUAUGAAGUGAAACAAUUUUACCAUGCUUAAAAAUGUAUUUGGGGAACAAUUCUGGCAUCUGGUUUCUUAGAUAUGUUGAUUUAACCCUUAUUUACAAUUUGUUCUUAGCAUGGUAAAUAACUUAUUUAAACUAUAAUGCUUUUGCUUUCAUUUUGUAAAGGGUGAAUCCUUGCCCUGUGUUUUUGUCACAUUGUUAGUACUUAAUUUGGGUUAGUUGUACUGAAUUCCAAUUUUUUUUUUCAUUUUUUUGGAUUUUUUAAUCAAAAUUAUUUCCUUUUCUGAUGUAUAGUUUUAGUUUAUGUGCACACUUACAGUGGUGUAUUUUAGCAAUUUGAAGUUUUUCAUUGUUGCAGGAUCUAUGUAUAGAAUGGAGAAAUUGGCCAACUAAAAUAGCAAUGCAAAUUCACUGCUAUAUAAAAAAAUUCUAAUUUACUGUACAUCUUUAAUGAACAGAUUGCCUUAUAUUACAACAUGUCUAUGGGACAAAUUGGAGUUAUUCAACAGUUUUCUGUACUGUGAAUUUGUUUACUAUCUUCCAUUUUUCAGUUAAAAUUAAAAAAAAACUGAUUUUAUUUUUCUGGAGUUGCUCUGUAUAUCCCUUUUGAGGCUCUUGCCUUUCCACCUUGUACCUCCAGUUUUAAGAAAAUAAUCCAGUGACACAAACUCUAGAGUAAGAAGUCAUUUGCCUUCGGGAAGCUGGCUGUUUUUUCUUUCUCAAUAAUUGAAUGGAUUAGUGAGGCUGAGUAUGGACACAUUAGCCUUGCGCCACAUUUCUGUGACCCUUCAAUACUGCGCCAUAUAAUCUGUGCCUAAUAAGACGUUAUUUUCCAGGUCACAACUUAGAUGUCAUUUGGUUUUACUGCAACCUUCAGUACCAUCCGCAGGAUGUGUAAUAGACUAGUUUCUGAAAUCCUAAUGAAAUGCUGGGGACCUCUGUGCAAGUUAAGUGCAGACCUGGUCUACAUGAAAAAUAAGCUCUGGUAUUCUGCCAAUUGACAUAUUGCAUUUAUUAGUUGUAAAGUAUAAGGAUGCUGGGUUCUUUAAAAAGGAAACUCCAGUUUUGUUCUUUUAACCAUGAAAUUGAAAUACAUUUGUAAUAUAACUAAUGUAAUUGAAUGGAAUAGUUUUUUUGAGGCAGAAUGCCAGUUUUUGUUUUUGGAUAUAUAUAUGGGCAGAUUGUGGGAAGUAAUAUGACACUAUUUGGUCUCUUGCUUACCCUAAUGUAUAUGGAAAAAAUCGGUUUUGUACAAAAGUAACCAGAUAUGAAUGGCAUCUUGUAUAAAUUUUAAAUGCCAAUAUUGUAAUGUGUAAUUUCAUUACUUAAAUUCCACAGAGCCAAUGUUAUUAGAAAAAAAAAUGAUGCUAUGUCACAUAAUAGGAAUCCCACAGGUUGUGAUCAGCCCUGCAAAAGGCGAACUGUGUAGUAAAGGUUCAAAGCAAAUUAGGAGAUGAGUGUUUUAAGAAGUCCAGGGAGAGUUUUUCUGCAGCUGCAGAAAUCUUGCCAAAGUCAUUCACUUUGGUCUACUGUACAAGGCUUGUUUAAAGUGAUUUAGUUUAUUUAUGUAAUCUGUUGUACUAAUUUUUGUAAAUUAGUAACUAAGUUUUAAUGCAAAAAUGUUUGAUUAUCCAGUUGUCAUUUUACUUUCUGGAGAACAGGAAACUUCAGUUGCAGAAAAACAUUUAUCUUUUGACAUUGACCAUUUAAAGAACUGGGGUAUCUAUAAAUGUUAAUAAAACAUUGCACGAUAAAGUUA
Messenger RNA from Pristis pectinata (smalltooth sawfish), 4104 nucleotides. RefSeq names its product ring finger protein, LIM domain interacting (gene rlim). The record is from RefSeq and is a predicted model, not a curated record. Gene Ontology annotation, molecular function: ubiquitin protein ligase activity. Gene Ontology annotation, cellular component: cytoplasm; nucleoplasm. The transcript is spliced from 4 exons. Lineage: Eukaryota; Metazoa; Chordata; Chondrichthyes; Rhinopristiformes; Pristidae. The coding region runs from base 123 to 2108 and encodes 661 amino acids. Gene Ontology annotation, biological process: protein ubiquitination; random inactivation of X chromosome; ubiquitin-dependent protein catabolic process.